AUUAUACACAUAAAUGAUAUUUGGGGUCAUUCAUAAAGCAAAAUAGGGGUAGAAAAUUGAAGCAGCAGGCACUGAGAGGAGGGUGAUGGAGUCACUGAUGAAUUAAAUGGCGAAGGAAAUGUGGGGGCGAUUGGGGUUUAGGCACAAAUCACGAGUAGACACACCACCAUAGCCAAGAGUCGUUUGCCAAUCCAAACCCCCUUAAAAAAAUAAUCCCGAAAUAUCUUCUCUCAUCACUUAUCGAACAAAAGUCUUUUUUUUUUUUUCUCUCUCUCUCUCCGCCGCUGUAUUUCUCUCUCUAGUUUCGUCGGCUAGUCGCCCUCUCUCUGUCUUGUUAAUUUUCUUGUUUUUCUCUCAGAUAACGGGAAUACUUUUCUUGGUUUUUGUUAUUUCUGAAAAAAAAACCACGCUCAGAUUGUACCCCACUUCCGUCCUCAGCGCUCUGAUCCGAUUUUUCGUAUUCACGCCCAAUCGGGCAGUUCAACCAUACGGGGCACUAGCAUUUACACAAUCUGAUGAUGCUUCGAGAACUACUUCUCUACUGAGGAGUGUUGUAUUUUGCUAUCUUCUUUUUUGAUAGCUAGAGAUGGGUAUAUACCUGAGCACUCCAAAAACUGAGAAGUUAUCUGAGGAUGGUGAGAAUGGCAGGGUUAGAUAUGGUUUAUCAUCCAUGCAAGGAUGGCGCGCAACCAUGGAAGAUGCUCAUGCUGCAUACCCUGAUCUGGAUGCUUCCACUUCGUUUUUUGGUGUUUAUGAUGGCCAUGGAGGUAAGGUAGUUGCAAAGUUUUGUGCCAAGUAUCUUCACCAACAGGUGCUCAAGAAUGAAGCUUAUACAGCUGGAGACUUGGGAACUUCUGUUCAGAAAUCCUUUUUCAGAAUGGAUGAGAUGAUGCGGGGACAGAGAGGGUGGAGGGAAUUAGCUGUUCUAGGAGAUAAAAUAAACAAAUUCACUGGCAUGAUAGAAGGUUUGAUUUGGUCUCCAAGGAGCAGCAGCGAUGGUAAUGACCAUGUUGAUGAUUGGGCAUUUGAGGAGGGCCCUCAUUCUGAUUUCGCUGGACCAACUUCUGGGAGUACAGCCUGUGUCGCAAUUAUUAGAAAUAACCAACUUGUUGUUGCUAAUGCUGGUGAUUCUCGUUGUGUAAUUUCUAGGAAGGGUCAGGCUUACAAUCUAUCUAGAGACCACAAACCUGAUCUCGAGGUCGAGAAAGAGCGAAUUUUAAAAGCUGGUGGUUUUAUCCAUGCAGGCCGAGUCAAUGGAAGUUUAAAUCUUGCAAGAGCCAUAGGUGAUAUGGAAUUCAAGCAGAACAAAUUUUUGCCUCCUGAAAAGCAAAUUGUAACCGCCAAUCCAGAUAUAAACACUGUUGAACUUUGCGAUGAUGAUGAUUUUAUCGUACUGGCAUGUGAUGGCAUAUGGGAUUGCAUGUCAAGCCAGCAACUAGUAGAUUUUAUACAGGAGCAACUGAUCUUGGAAAGCAAGCUUUCUGCAGUAUGUGAACGAGUACUUGAUAGGUGUUUAGCUCCAUCAACAGCUGGUGGUGAAGGGUGUGACAACAUGACCAUGAUCUUGGUGCAAUUCAAGAAGCCCAUCACGGCCACUCCAUCAGGGGAGCAAUCUUCAUCAUGUAACCAAGCUGAUACUGAACCGAAACCAACAGAGUAAGUCAUCCAUCUUGCGUAGAUGGGUGAAUUUCAUUCGUAUUUAAGAUCCACCCUCACACACGCUUGUUAGAAUUCUGGAAGAUUUCAAUUCUCAGAUUGUCUGUAAUUGUAGAUUGUUUAGCACUACAAUGAAUGAAGAAACACUUGAAAAAAAAAAAAAUAAUGUAUGUUUGUUUCUUUU
Messenger RNA from Vitis vinifera (wine grape), 1840 nucleotides. RefSeq names its product probable protein phosphatase 2C 60. The coding region runs from base 587 to 1660 and encodes 357 amino acids. The record is from RefSeq and is a predicted model, not a curated record. Gene Ontology annotation, biological process: protein dephosphorylation. Gene Ontology annotation, molecular function: protein serine/threonine phosphatase activity; cation binding. The transcript is spliced from 12 exons. NCBI's taxonomy places the organism in Eukaryota, Viridiplantae, Streptophyta, Magnoliopsida, Vitales, Vitaceae.